GCCCGGGCUGCGCUCCACUCGAUGGGUAACCAAGUGGAUACAGUUUUAUUAUUGUAUGUCGCGAUGAAGUGUGUCUGAGUUACCUGACAAGUGGCGAUCGGUCGAUGGUUGCUGUUGCCUGGAGAACGUUGGUGUCUCGCGAAAGCAUUUUUGGAUCUGUCGUAGAUUGGUUAAGGAAUUAGUAUAUACUAUAUUGUAUAUUGCCGUCAUUAUAUAUUUCUAUAGUGUAUAUAUGUGUUUCAAUAAUAUUUUUCAUAGCAUUUACGAUCAUAAACAGGUAAAUAAUGCCACGAAGAAGUGAAUUGUUCACUGAAGAUCCGUUUUACCUGCCAAGAUACUGUGGAUAUUUGCCACAGUACAAAUAUCGAAUUGGAAAAACAUAUGGUCAUCAUUCUGCUGAUAUUCUGAAAGAUCCUGACGUUAGAAAAUCUGGAACAUAUGUUCUAACAGACACAGAAUAUGUACCAGAGGGUCGGGACACUAGAAGAUUGUUGCUACAAUCCAGGCAGGAUAGUUGGGGAAAUCAAAUUCAUACUGAACAAUUGGUCCCUGGAUACACAGGCUACAUUCCGAAGAGUCAACAUUAUUUUGCAAAGUCAUAUGCUGAAGUAUGUAGAAGUGCACUGGCUCAUCAUGAAUAUGAACAAAGACAAAUAAAAGAUAAGCAAAAAGAAAUGCGGAAAGUUCUUGGAAUGAAUUCUGGAAAAGUACGGCUAAACACAGAAAGAGACAAACAUAUGUCAUCAACACAUCAGACGACAAUGUCGCAAAACGAUGCAAAACAAUAUAAGCCAUCGGAAGAAUUUCGGCCGUAUGGAUCGCCCUAUUUUAUGGCCGAUUCAAACGAUAUGAAGUGGUUCAAAUCAGGCUAUACCGGGUUUGUCCCUAGAACCAGGGAAUUGAUUGCAAUGGAUUAUCCCACCAUGACAAGCAGAGGACUCUCAACUUUUACAAAUGGCAUGGCUGCAAACCAGAAUAGAAAGAACGCACCAAUCCAACUUGAAAAACGAGAAUCCAACCCACAAGAUAAAACGGUUAUUUAUCCAAUGAAUAGAGGAAUGGUCCCACACUAUACCGGAUAUAUCCCAGGUUACAAGUACAAAAUCGGCCACACCUACGGUCGGCAUACCUACGACACUAUGAAAUUGUCACCAAAACGCACAACGAGAGCAACCGCCAUUACUGUAACGUGACCAGAAGAGGGAAAAUUUUAUAUUCACUAUUUUAACAAUAUAAACAAGAUUCAGUAUUACUAAGUUAAUAUUAUUUACAGUCAAUGGUAACACAUUUGUUCAUAUAUGAACCACAUUCACCUAGCGCGUUAAAGAGCAAAUUUAAUUUUUAACACUAAGAAUGGCGUUGGCCGGCGUUCAGUAAUUUUACAGAGAUUGCAUUUUAUGGAAAUAUACUUU
Messenger RNA from Styela clava, 1412 nucleotides. Its product is annotated as ciliary microtubule inner protein 2B-like. NCBI's taxonomy places the organism in Eukaryota, Metazoa, Chordata, Ascidiacea, Stolidobranchia, Styelidae. The record is from RefSeq and is a predicted model, not a curated record.